This is a messenger RNA of Triticum urartu, 3759 nucleotides long. NCBI's taxonomy places the organism in Eukaryota, Viridiplantae, Streptophyta, Magnoliopsida, Poales, Poaceae. The record is from RefSeq and is a predicted model, not a curated record.
CACCCAACAACCACGCUACCCAGCAGCAGCAGGCCACAAGUAGCACAGCCAAACAAUGUGUUUCUCGCACCCAACAACUUGACCCCCUCUUCCUCCCUCUCCCUCUCCCUCUCUGUGCGUGUUGACAAGUUGUCCGCUGUCCUCGCAGUGGAUAGUCCGGCCGCUCCUCUCUUCUUCUUCUUCGAAUCAAGGUCGAGCUGCAUGCUGCCUGCCUGAACAACAUCAAAGUUGCCGAAUUCUCCGGUGAUACCAAUGGAUUUGGUGGUAUUUAUUGCCUGAUUCUGAUAUCCGUUGGACUCAACAUCAUGGACAACUUCCCCAAGCUCUCAGUGGCCAUAUCUCAUAGCCAAGCCCCAUCACGUGCCUACCUUUUGGUCCAUGAUGUACCCACAUCCCAAUAUCAGUGGUGGCGCGCCAUCACGAUGAACAAUCUAAAGCUUGGCGUUGAGGUUGUCAGUGCUCAUGACCUCCUCCCUAAGGAGCAGGGCACAGCCAAUGCCUUUGUAGAGGUUGAAUUUGAUGGCCAGAAGUUCCGCACGGCCAUCAAAGACAGCGACAUCAACCCUGUCUGGAACGAGCAGUUCUUCUUCAACAUAUCAGAUCCAUCUCACCUCCAAGAGAAAGAGCUCGAGGCGUAUGUGUACCAUGCAAAUCGCGCCAGCAACAACAAGACUUGCCUCGGCAAGGUUCGCAUCUCCGGCACAUCCUUUGUCAGCCAAGCUGAUGCUGCGCCCCUGCAUUAUCCCCUGGAGAAGCGCACCAUCUUAUCACGUGCACGUGGUGAGCUUGGCCUCAGAGUUUUCCUUACAGAUGAUCCGUCUGUGAGGGUGUCUGCUCCAGGUCAGGAUUUUGAUUUCGCAAGCACGCCCACCACUGCCCAAGAGCAGGCUGUCGCCAAUGCUAUCCCAAAUCCUUUCCAAGACACCAGGAUAAAUCAAGUCAGACAAUUCCAACACUUGCCACGGGAACAGCAGCAGCGUCCACCACCCCUGGCCGGACAGCAAUACUACGCACAAGGUCAGGGUUCAUAUGGAGAGCAGCAACAGAGAAGCUACUCUGCUGCAGGGAUGAAAACUGAAGCCCCUCAGGUAGCAAGGAUGUAUUCCGCAGGUCCACAGCAGCCUGUAGACUUUCAGCUCAAGGAGACAAGCCCAACACUUGGUGGUGGGCGUAUUAUUCACGGCCGGGUGAUGCCUGGUGAGAAGGCUGGGGCAUAUGACCUUGUCGAGAAGAUGCAAAUCCUCUUUGUGCGUGUCGUCAAGGCCCGUGAACUGCCCCACAUGGACCUCACUGGGAGUCUUGACCCUUAUGUUGAGGUGCACCUUGGCAACUACAAAAUGAAAACAAAGUUCUUUGAGAAGAACCAGAGGCCUGAGUGGGAUGAGGUGUUUGCCUUCCCUAAAGAAGUAGUGCAGUCAUCGACACUUGAAGUUGUUGUCAAGGACAAGGACAUCCUUCGGGAUGACUAUGUCGGUCGGGUGAUGCUUGACCUGAAUGAGGUACCUGUAAGGGUCCCUCCUGACAGCCCCUUGGCGCCAGAGUGGUAUCGCCUUAUGGGCAAGGAUGGGAUGAGGGACAGAGGGGAGUUGAUGCUUGCAGUCUGGUACGGAACCCAAGCAGAUGAAUGCUUCCCAAGUGCCAUUCAUGCAGGAACAACACCAAUAGAUUCCCAUCUUCACAACUAUAUCCGUGGAAAGGUCUACCCUACACCGAGAAUGUGGUACGUCAGGGUCAAUGUAAUUGAGGCACAGGAUAUAUUCACAAUGGAACACCACCACAUACCUGAUAUGUUUGUAAAGGUGAGGCUGGGUCACCAACUGCUGAAGACAAGGCAAGUUCGCUCACCAACCAAGAACUUCAUGUGGAAUGAAGAAAUGAUGUUUGUCGCAGCAGAGCCUUUUGAGGAUGACUUGAUCAUACAAAUAGAAAAUCGUGUUGCACAGAACAAAGAUGAGGUGAUUGGUGAAACUAUGAUACCUCUCGCAAGGAUUCAAAAGAGGGCUGACCACAAGGCAGUAGUACGUCCACUGUGGUUCGAUCUCAGAAGGCCAGGACUGAUUGAUGUGAACCAGCUAAAGGAAGACAAAUUCUACGCAAAGGUGAACCUUCGUAUUUGCCUUGAAGGUGGUUAUCAUGUGCUUGAUGAGUCAACACAGUAUUGUAGCGAUCUCCGGCCAACAAUGAAGCAGUUGUGGAAGCCACCAAUUGGGUUGCUUGAAGUUGGGAUUCUAAGUGCAAAUGGCCUCAACCCAACAAAGACCAGGCAAGAAAGGGGGUCAUGUGAUCCAUAUUGUGUUGCCAAGUAUGGUCAUAAAUGGGUGCGGACACGCACAAUUGUUGACAACUUGAACCCUCGGUUCAAUGAGCAGUAUACAUGGGAUGUCUUUGACCAUGGAACAGUACUCACCAUUGGUCUGUUUGACAACUGCCACAUAGGGGGAGACAACAACAACAAUCACAGCCACAGCCACAACCAGAGUCAUAGCCACAGCAGCAGUUCCCCCAGUCAUAUGGAUAAACCCAUUGGGAAAGUCCGAAUCAGGAUCUCAACCCUUGAGACUAGGCGGGUGUACACGCACACAUAUCCGCUGCUUGUCCUCCACCCAUCAGGUGUUAAAAAGAUGGGUGAAAUCCACCUUGCUAUCAGGUUCUCAGUCACAUCCCUGCUCAAUGUGUUCCUUACAUACUCACGUCCUCUCUUGCCCAAGAUGCACUACGCCCAGCCACUGUCAAUAGUCCAGCAGGAAAUGCUACGCCACCAGGCUGUGCAGCUUGUUGCACAGCGCCUGGGGCGCAUGGAACCACCAGUUCGCAGGGAAGUUGUUGAGUUCAUGUCAGACGCACGCUCUCACCUGUGGAGUAUGCGACGAAGCAAAGCAAACUUCUUCCGUCUGAUGCAAGUCUUCUCUGGAUUCAUUGCUGCAGGGAAGUGGUUUGGUGACGUUUGCCAGUGGAAAAACCCAGUCACCACAGUCUUGGUCCAUGUACUCUUCAUCAUGCUCGUCUUCUAUCCAGACCUUAUCCUUCCGACGAUCUUCCUCUACAUGUUCUUAAUUGGGUUGUGGAAUUAUCGGUUCCGGCCACGUGUCCCACCACAUAUGAACACAAGGAUAUCUUAUGCGGAUGUUGCUCAUCCAGACGAGCUUGAUGAGGAAUUUGACACGUUCCCAACCUCGAAGAGCGCUGACCUGAUUAGGAUGAGGUAUGACAGGCUACGACACGUUGCAGGCAGGAUACAGACAGUUGUUGGCGACAUCGCAACUCAGGGUGAGAGAUUGCAGUCACUGCUGAGCUGGAGGGACCCAAGAGCAACAGCUAUGUUCUUAUUAUUUUGCCUGUUCACUGCUAUUAUACUGUAUAUUACACCAUUUCAAGUGAUUGCGCUCUGCCUUGGGUUCUUCUGGAUGAGGCACCCACGGUUUCGCCACAAGGUGCCCGCAGCGCCAGUGAACUUCUUCAGGAGGCUACCUGCAAAGACAGACUCAUUGCUGUAAAGGUCCUUGGACAUGAGCUACCAAUGUUAUGUCACAGUUCUUUGUAUCUAUUUACUAUGUAAUACUGUUGUACAAUAGCAUUGGGUAAUAAUAUCUAUUGUUGUACCAUGUGAGAGAGCAAAAUAAGUCGAGUUGAUAAUUUUGUGGUUAAAAGUUAGGAGAUUAAGACUUUAAAGGUAUACCGUACAAAUUGUUUAUAAUAUGUUUGUAACUUUGGAUCCAUAAGAGUUUGUACAACCAAGUCAAGCUUGUUGCCCUCAAGCCA